Messenger RNA from Centropristis striata (black sea bass), 1538 nucleotides. Its product is annotated as zinc finger protein 394-like. NCBI's taxonomy places the organism in Eukaryota, Metazoa, Chordata, Actinopteri, Perciformes, Serranidae. The record is from RefSeq and is a predicted model, not a curated record. The transcript has 3 exons. Gene Ontology annotation, biological process: regulation of transcription by RNA polymerase II. Bases 1 to 1374 code for a protein of 457 amino acids. Gene Ontology annotation, molecular function: RNA polymerase II cis-regulatory region sequence-specific DNA binding; DNA-binding transcription factor activity.
AUGAAGCCGCAGCUGGCUGGGACCAUGAAGCGGCAGGAGUCAGCAGGAGGAGCAGGAGGAGCCGGGGAGGCUGCUGGGACCCUGCAGGAGGAGCUGGUCGCAGCCAUCCAUGGCGCGUUUGAGGUGGCUGUGGAGAUCGCAGUUCGAGAGGUGACAAAGCUGGUCGGCCAGGCUUCAGGAGACCUCUACGAGGAGAUGCGACGAGAGAACCAGACCCUGAAGCAGAGACUGCAGAGAGCUGAAGCCCUGCUGGACUCUGCUGGAUCUCCUCCUACACACCAGCUCCAGGACAACAACAAGCCUUUAGAUCAGCCGCCUCACGGCAAAUACGAUCAGAAGAGCCCAAAUCCAGAAGGGAGCAACGUGCACAUCUGCACAGGGGUCAGAGGUCACGCUGCUCCUGCAGGUCCCAGCCGAGCUCACCAGCCUGCUGACCCCCAGCAGGACCAUGAGGAGCUGCAGACCCAGCAGGUCCCUGAUGCUGCUGCACAGAAACAUGCAGGUGAUGCUGUGACUGCAGGAGCCAGUGAGGAGGUGUCCCGUGUGUGUGUUCUGAGGGUAAAAAGCUUGAACCGGAGCAGAGAAACAGCAGAACGAGACUCUCCUCCUCCUCCUCCCAGCGAGGAAGACGAGUCCUCCUCAGAGCCUGUUAGAGUGAAGCAGGAGGAGACGGAGGAGGAGGAGGGGGAGGACUCCGCCUGCUGUCUAGACUCCAUCAAGAUGGAGGACUUCAGUCUGGAGUGUAUGUCAACGGUCCAGUCCAAGAUGCUGGAGGACUGGAAACCAGAAGUUCUGGAUCAUCUGAGCCAAGACUCCAACACGUCUCUGUCCUGCAGCAGGCUGGCUCAAGACUUCCCGAACAUGUUCCAGCUGGAACCAGCUCCGGUCCCCGAAGCGGCUCCGCAGGUUUACGGGGUCCAUGUGAGGACGGGCCACCGCAGCAACCCGGCCCACAGCAACCUGUACACCUGCAAGUCCUGCCAGCAGACGUUCCAGCUGCCCAGCCUGCUGCGGCGCCACUACAGCCAGUGCCAGCAGAAGCUGCAGCAGUUCUGUCGGACCCCCGUAGACGGAGGCAAGAGGACCCGGCUGCAGCUGUACCCGCCCGGCUGCAGCCCAUUCCGCUGCACCGAGUGCAACCGGGAGUUCAACCGCAUGGAGAACCUCAAGACUCACCUCCGCAUCCACACGGGGGAGAGACCCUACACCUGCUCCGUCUGCUCCAAGUGUUUCCGGCACUCCGGGGCUCUAACCAGGCACUUCCGCAUCCACACCGGAGAGAAACCGUACGUCUGUGGACAGUGUGGGAAGUCCUUCAGGAACUGUGGGGGGCUGAAGUUCCACCAGCGCUCACACAGCAAGCAGCUACAGUAGCUACACGUUUAAUAUCUAUGAGAUGGACACGGCUUAUUAUGCAAUGCUUUAUAUGGUUAAAUUAUAUUUAUUUUAUGUAAGCGUUUGAAGUAGGAUCGAACCUGGUCUCACAGGAAUCCGUGGAAUAGCCACGGAUUCGCUUAACUCAAAAUCCGUGGAAUAGC